AUGACCAAGAAACGUGUCCUCGUCGGCUAUGGCAUCGAUGUCGACGCCGUGUCGAACCAUAUCAACACCACCAACGGCGGCAAGCCGAACUUGAUGAAUAUUUCGAGAGGUGUCUUUGGAGCCACCCGCGGAGUCGAGCGCUUGCUCAAAUUGUUCGAGCGCAAGAAUAUCAAAUCUUCGUGGUACAUUCCCGGCCAUAGCAUCGAGACCUUUCCCGAGGAAAUGGCCAAGAUCCGUGACGCAGGACACGAAAUUGGCCUGCAUGGCUAUACGCACGAGUUUCCCUCCGAUCUUACGCGAGAUCAGAAUGAAGCCAUCUUGAUCAAAACCAUCGACAUUCUAACCAAAUUCUGCAACGGCCAAAAACCAAAAGGCUUCACCGCUCCAGCCUGGAAAAACAGUCCCGACCAGAUCGAACUGCUGGAAAGGCUGGGCAUUGGAUACGACCAUUCGUUCAUGCACGACGAUUUCCAAGCGUACUACGCAUCGACUGGGAGAGAAGAGGUCGUACUGACCGACUACACGAAAAACCCCACCGAAUGGAUGGUGCCAAUGAAGCACGCGCAGAAGUCGGGGGUGGUUGAAAUUCCUGCUUCCUGGACCCUCGACGACUGGCCGCCUCUGCAGUAUAUGCCUGACAGACCGAACAGCCAAGGCUUCGUCGACACGUACACGGUAGAGCGGCAGUGGCGCGAGCAAUUCGAAUGGUGCUACCGCGAAUACGACACCUUCAUCUUCCCCAUGAGUAUUCAUCCUCAAGUCAGCGGCCGACCGCACGUUCUGAUGAUGCAUGAGAGGAUUAUCGACUGGAUCAACCAACACGAAGGAGUUGAGUGGUGCACCUUCGCCGAGAUGGCCGAAGAGUUCAGUCACGGAAGGAUAUGA
Messenger RNA from Capronia epimyces CBS 606.96, 885 nucleotides. RefSeq lists its product as uncharacterized. Bases 1 to 885 code for a protein of 294 amino acids. Gene Ontology annotation, biological process: carbohydrate metabolic process. Lineage: Eukaryota; Fungi; Ascomycota; Eurotiomycetes; Chaetothyriales; Herpotrichiellaceae. Gene Ontology annotation, molecular function: hydrolase activity, acting on carbon-nitrogen (but not peptide) bonds. The record is from RefSeq and is a predicted model, not a curated record. The transcript has 9 exons.